Ostertagia ostertagi is the source of this 723-nucleotide messenger RNA. Lineage: Eukaryota; Metazoa; Nematoda; Chromadorea; Rhabditida; Trichostrongylidae. The record is from the annotation of a GenBank genome assembly.
AUGACUCCAUUCGUGUGGUGGAAGGUUGCAGUGACAGUAACUCCGACAAGUAAAGAAGAGAAACUUUUUGAACUAAAACCAGCAUCUAAGAAGGCGGACAGCUGCCAAGAAUGCUAUGACUCGGUCAAAACUCUCGUUAACCAAAUGGUUUCCGCGGGGUACGACAUCAGAAAUACUUGCGACCCAAUGUGGUCCGAGACUAUUUUGAAAAAAUUUCCAUACGAGAUCGUCAAAAACAUUCUUGUAAAACAUCAAGAAACUGAUACUAUGGAAAUCGAUAGUCUUCUAGAGGCCUUGGACAGAGAAAUUACUGCCAAGGCAUACGUUGAAUCACGCCUUGGUGAGACUCACCCAGCCAGGGAGAGUAACCUUGGCAUGCAACGUCCCGUAGAGACAGUUAACAUAGUGACCGACAGCGAAGUUGCGCUGUGCUGGAUAAAAUCAUCUCGCAAGCUGCCGGUUUUUGUCUCCAACCAAUGUGUCCGAAUUCACAAACUCAGAUCUCAAAUAGAAUCUGAGAAUGUGACCGUUCAAUUUUUCCACGUUCCCACCUCCUACAACCCAGCCGAUGCUGGCACGAGAGGGCUAUCUAAGGAACAAAUCAUCAACAGCGCCUGGGUUAAAGGUCCGCGUUGGUUAGAAGCACUACCCAAAUCAGCUUUCUACGGCCUAUCAACGUUGUUCAAACAACGGAGCCAGCCGAAUCUGACCCAACACCGGUAA